Molecule: messenger RNA, 4077 nt
Organism: Nannizzia gypsea CBS 118893
Lineage: Eukaryota; Fungi; Ascomycota; Eurotiomycetes; Onygenales; Arthrodermataceae
Product: dynactin
Exons: 2
Coding region: 1-4077 (1358 amino acids)
Source: RefSeq, a predicted model, not a curated record
AUGGCUGGGUACGCUGCCGGCCAACUUAUCAAGCUUGCGGACGGCCGCCACGCGAGAGUUCGAUUCAUUGGGACAACUCGUUUUGCCCCUGGAGAAUGGAUCGGUUUGGAACUCGGGGACGCAAGCGGGAAAAACGAUGGCUCGGUCCAAGGAGAAAGGUACUUUGAGUGUGAAUAUGGAUUUGGCAUGUUCGUUCGAGCAUCUGCCAUUAUCGAGAUUGUUGAGCAGGCAAGGAAAGAGGAGCCAAAGGUUGCGCCGAAAAGUGGCCUCGACGGCAGGGGAAGGCCAGCAUCGAUGAUUGUGCCUCCUGGAGGGCCAGUGGGGACAAGGAGACAGAGCUUGAUGACAUCUACAUCGGGUACAAAGAAGUCGAGCUCUGGUGCUUCGAGUCCUUCGCCUGCUCCAAGGGCUUUGGGACGAACCUUACGGUCACCUACAAAGUCUCCGGUGAAACCGCUGGCCGGACCGGGUACACCUGCUGCAUCCCGAGCCUCUUCCACAGCUUCGAGGACUAUUCCAAGCCAUAAGCCCAGACCAAGCUUGUCAAAUCGCAGCUCAGCAGCUCCUACUCCCACAUCUACGACAUCCAACUCUCGCUUGUCAUUACGCCAGUCCCAGUCCACAAUGGGACCUCCAGCGAAAACCACCCGUACUGGGUUGGCCUCGUCACGCACAACUGUAAGUCCGGCCACAUCCAGACGAAUGUCACUUAAACCAGCUACGGCGAGGUCGCCGGUGAUGGUUAAGGUGGGAGCAGGUCCUGGCGAGGAAAACGAAGGCGCUUCACGAGCAAGCUCGCCUCCUGAAGGACCAGAGCUUGAUGUUGUCAAACCAAGUUUGGCACGGCCUACACCAUCUCCAAUGAGCCAGAGAUCCGUUUCUGGGAGUAAUGCGCUGGUACAAAAAGAGCUUGAUGAUCUGAGGACAAAACUCAAGAUUAUGGAGAAAAAACGGACAGAAGACCGUGAAAAGCUAAAGAUGGUUGAGGCAUAUCGGGCAGAACGAGACAAGUUCGAGACUAUCAUACAAAAGCUUAGGGAAAAAUAUCAACCUCAACAACAAGAAAUUACCACUCUAAGGAAACAAUUGAAGGAGGCAGAAUAUAGGGUUGAAGAAGUUGAGAGACUCCAAGCGGAGCAUGAAUCCAUUCUCGAGAUGGCAGCGCUUGACCGAGAAAUGGCGGAAGAGGUUGCUGAAUCCAUCAAAGCUGAGUAUGAAGCUUUGAAGUUCCGGACCGAGGAAUUGGAACUUGAGGUAGAGGUCUUGAAGGAAGAGAAUGACCAGCUUGGCCAGGUCAUGAGCCCCGAGGAGAAGUCAAGCCAGGGGUGGCUGCAAAUGGAACGAACAAAUGAGCGAUUACGUGAAGCUCUGAUCCGCCUUCGUGAUAUGACACAGCAGCAGGAAGCUGACCUAAAGGACCAAGUCAAGGAGCUAGAGGAGGAGCUCAAGGAUUAUAACAACCUCAAGGCUCAGUAUGAGUCUACCAAGGAGAAGUUGCUUGAGUCAGAAGCGAAUAUGGAGGAUCUCAAACAGCAGGUGGAAGCACUGGGAGCCGAAGAGAUGAUUGAAGAGCUCACCGAGAAAAAUAUGCAAUAUCAAGAGGAGGUAAACGAGCUAAAGGCUAUCAUAGAAGACCUUGAGAGCCUGAAGGAAUUGAACGAUGAGCUCGAGAUCAAUCAUAUUGAAUCCGAGAAACAGCUCCAAGAAGAAAUUGACUUCAGGGAAGGCAUUUACCAUGAGCAAAACCGGAAGAUUUCGCAACAGGAUGCUGUCAUCGAGGACCUUGAAUAUACUUUAUCGAAGUUCCGCGAGUUGGUCUCAACCUUACAAAAUGACCUCGAAGACAUGCGGGCUUCCCAGCAAAUCACCGAGACUGAGGCUACGGAUCUAACUGUGCGCUCACGGGCAAUGAUGGACCUGAACAUGAAGCUCCAAGCCUCAGCUGCAAAAGCCCAGGUUAAGUCAAUGGACGUAGAGCUUGGCCGGAUGGAGGCCGAGGAGUCAGCCAGCCACCUGUCUAUUAUCAAGCUUUAUCUACCUGACUAUUACGAGAGCGAACGGAAUCCAAUUCUUGCUCUCCUUCGAUUCAAGCGAGUAGGAUUCAAAGCCUCGGUGAUGGCUAACUCCAUACGGGAGCGCCUGGCAGACCCAUCAAUCCGCUUCCCUGAGCGAGACGGAUUCCUGGCUUAUGAAGUACUUGAGAAGCUUACAUGGAUAUCAUUGGUUUGUGACAGAUUCGUCGCCUUUAUGGACGGUUGUUCAAUUGAACAGUUUUCAUCUUUUGAAGGUGCCUUGUACGAGCUUGAGCCAGUUGAGCGCAUCUUGAACUUCUGGAUUGAAAGCCUGAAAAAAGGGGAAUUGAAUGAGAAGACUUGCGCUGAUGAACUCCAGCGAUCAACUGCUCUAUUAUCGCAUUUGGCGGAGACCUUAAUACCGCAGCAUGUUGAAGGUACCGGAAAUGAGAUGUAUAUGCUAUCUGUACUGACACAAACGUACCUGGAAAACACUGCAUCCGCUCUUGCUCAAUUGAAAUCAAAAGUCCAAUCUAAAAUACCUCCUUCACCAGAAGACGAGGAAAGUCAGCAUCUCUACAAGAAAAUUGACGCGGUUGUGCAGCAAGCAAGGGGAAUAAAAGUUGCAUCAAGCAAAGUCACUCGGUCUCUAGAAGAGCUGAGAACAAGAUCGCUAGCUCUUGCAGAAGAAUGCAAGGAGACAUUUGAGUCAACCGAACAAGCUGCUAAGGAGUUGUCAACAGUGGCUCAGCUGAUCGGAAAUAGUUUCCUACAGCUCAUUGAUGACGAUGAUCGUACCGAGCCGUUCACAUUCCCAGAAGUGUUGACUAGCAUGGCUGAUGCAGUCGCUUCCAUCUCUAAGGAAUCGCCUGGAAACAAUGGUUCAGAUGAUGCCCUUGCAAUUAUUGCCAAUAAACUUCGUCUUUUGACGAGCCAUGUUGACGAAACAUCAAAUCUUUCGUCUGAUUUGUCUCAGACGGUUGAGUUUGAUCGACGACAAUCUCCAUGGAUUGCUCGCUCAAAGAUGCUCAAAGCUAGCCAGGAGACCUCACCAGAUACCGAAGAAGAGAAUAGGCGCCUGAAGAACGAACUGAGUGAGGCUUCAAAUGCUCUUGGAGCUAAAGAUAGAGUCUUUGAAGAGCAGUCUAUCAAGAUUGAACUUCUUGAAGCCCGCAUGCGUGAAGCCGGUAAAAAGGCAGCUGUCGUCAAGGAUUUGGAAGCCAAGAUCGAAAAUCUCCAGUCCAAAGAGAAUGAAUUUGUUGCUCUAGUUGAACGACAGUCUCAAAAUAUGCAAGCGAUUGAACGAGAACGGGACGAAUACAGGAGCCGCUUCGAAAAACUCAAACGAGCUUCCGAUUCAGAGGGAAGUAGUGGCAUAGGGGGUGUUGUAAACGCCGCGGCUUCAUUAUCAGUUAUGAGGGAAAACGAAGCCUUACGAGCCGAAGUCACCAGCCUUCAAUCCGCUAUACGCUAUAUCCGGGAUGACAACAAACGAGCACAUCUACUUGACCCGUAUUCCGUCCAGAGAAACAACCAUAUGCGCUCUUGGCUAGAUGUUCCCCUGGUCCGUCCCAAGCCUUCAGUUAAUGAACAAGACCCAGACCAUCGACAUAAACAAGCUGCCGAAUGCCGCGACGUUCUCAGUCACUUGCUGAAGUUAACCAAGGAAUCAAAACUUGUGGAUCUCAAGGCCAGCAGCAGUUCGGAUCCUGCAAACCGUCUUGCAUGGCGCCCUGUCAAAUCAACUCCCAAGUAUCACGCUAUGAAGCAACGUGAAUAUUAUGAAGAGUGGAGCCAAUGGAAAGACGAAGUUGUCAAGGAGAGGAAAAUGAAGAAGCUGAAUGCUGCCUAUAGCGCCACCAGACGAGAUCGGCCAACGACUCGACCGGACAGCUCAGUUAGUUUUUCCGUGGAUCAUCCAGCCUUCACCGAUAUUUCUCGGAAAGGGCUAGAACCUGACAGAAACGAGGGCGUAAUGGGUAAGACAUGGAAAAUUCUCGGCCUCCAACCUGAUACAGGCGAUAUCCCAAGAGUAUCAAAUGAGCCUCAGAUACUUGAUGACUAA